CGGAUAUCAACUACGUUCCGCUUCAAUUGUUGCUGAAUGAGAAAUACCGCAUUCCUGGGUGUAUAUACACAUAGAGAGAGAGAGUACUUUGUUUCCGCCAUUUUCAACCGGGACUGUUUGGAAAAAACCUUCCAGCUAUAUUUUACGACCACCAACAACCCGCCCGCAACCAGAGAAAUAAAAUAAAAUCACUACACAGCCAUGACAAAACAACUCUCCCCCAAAACCCUCUCCGCCCACAUAAACCGCCUCAUAUCCCGCUGGCCCAGCGAUCCCGUCCGCCCCUCCGCCGUCUCCGUACAAACAUAUCUAAAAACCCGUCUUCCUACCACCCCCACCCCCACCACAUCUUCCUCUUCUUCUCCUUCACCACCAACAGCAACAGCGACAGCACCACAAUCACAAGCGCAAGCGCAAGCGCAAGCGCAAGCGCAACAACAGCAACAGCAAUCACAACUCUCCACCGCCAGCAUAAACGCGCUCUACUCGCUGCUGGAAAACCGGUACGAGAAACAAUACCCGCUGCCGCAAAAUUUGCGGCAUCCGCGCAGUGCACCGUCGCAUUAUGAUGAUGUGCUGCGGGAGUUUAGGGAGGCUCCGGGCAGGGGCUGGGUGAAGAGGAUGAUGGAGAAGCUUAGGGGGGUUUUGAGGUUUCAGUAGUAGAAGGGGAGGGAAGUUGUGUAUGGGGAUGUAUGAGAGGGUUUUUUUGUCUUUUAUAUUUUGUGUUUCUGUACUAUAUGGAUGAUUGCAUCUGCUGGUUUCCUUUUGGGCAGGGUGGUUGUUGGGUAUUGUUGUAUUUGUGAUACCUCUGCGAUGGCUUCUUUUUAGCGUGAAUAAAUGUAUAUAUAUAUCAAGUGGCCAAUAGGGCUGAUGUUAGAGGGAUGAAGGAGGUAGAUAUGAGGAUAUCUAGAAAAAGAACUACAUUGGAUUGAUAUAUUGAAUCAUUAUCUAGUGGGUUAUGAAAAUAUGCGAUUCUCACACUAAAAUAAGAAAAUGCACGCCGCCUUUUAUGGAUAUAUCCUGAUGUAGUUGAAGCAAACCCAUCCAAAAAAUAAAAAUAAAAAUUAAAAAAAAUAAAUAAAUAAAUAACAAAAGAAAAAAAGUAGGACAA
This is a messenger RNA of Blastomyces gilchristii SLH14081, 1111 nucleotides long. RefSeq lists its product as uncharacterized. The record is from RefSeq and is a predicted model, not a curated record. Gene Ontology annotation, cellular component: Cbp3p-Cbp6 complex; mitochondrion. Lineage: Eukaryota; Fungi; Ascomycota; Eurotiomycetes; Onygenales; Ajellomycetaceae. The coding region runs from base 202 to 660 and encodes 152 amino acids. Gene Ontology annotation, molecular function: ribosome binding. The transcript is spliced from 2 exons. Gene Ontology annotation, biological process: mitochondrial respiratory chain complex III assembly.